AUGGCAGAUUUUAUAGCAACUAGUGCUCUUGGGCUCCUCACAAAUCGAUUCGCUUAUCAUUCUGGACCUUUGGAUGCAAAACUUGAGCUGACAGCAUUUUGGGCACCAUUUCUCUUACUGCACUUGGGUGGGCCUGACACAAUCACGGCCUAUUCUUUGGAGGACAACCAGUUAUGGUCGAGGCACUUGCUUCAAUUGGUUGCCCAGACAGGAUUUGCAUUUUACAUCCUUUUCGCAGGGUGGAGAGGGUCUCGUGUUUCAUUUCUAACCAUUCCAAUGAUGUUGGCAGGGCUUAUCAAGUAUGGAGAAAGAACAUGGGUCUUGUGGUCUGCAAGCUAUGAGCGUCGUAAGGCAUCAAUAUCCACUUAUCAUAUUAAGUUGCAAUCUUAUUCUGAUGUUCAAGCUGAUUCUAAUAUUUCUGAUGACAAAUUACUUCAAGUCGCCGAUGAGAUGUUCAAGAUGGCUAAGCGUCUCUUUGCAGGUGUUCCAAUAACUGCAACUGAACCGUCCGUUUUGACCUUCAAUCUUUUGGAGAAAAUAUGUCCUGAAGAUGCUUUUAAGGUAAUUGAAGUGCAGCUUGGAUUUAUGUAUGACAUUCUCUAUACAAAGGCACUUGUCACCUACACCCGCUAUGGCAUUGGCUUGCGGUUCUUGAGUUUUCUUCUCACCAGCUUUGUGCUGGUGUUAGUUUCUUGGGAACCACACAAAACACACAAGUACUCAAAGGUCGAUCUUUGCACAACCUUUUUAUUACUUGCUGUGGCAAUUGUUUUAGAGCUUUAUGCAGCACUUUCGUUGCUAUUGUCAGACCGCACUCUUGUCUGGUUGAGAAAAGAUAACGUAAGUAACAUCUUACGAACCAUUACUUCUCUCCCACUACUUCGAAAUCCUAGAUGGUCGAAGUCCAUGGGUCAAUACAAUAUGGUAAGCUACUUCCACAAUGAAAAACCCUUGGAUUUCCGUGGAAUUCUAAACCUUUUAAAACUUAACCAACAGCUAGAAAAACAACGAUAUGCAGCUUAUUGUCGAGUCCCAGAGGUUUUGAAAAAAUGGCUAGUCAUGCAUUCCAUGAAACAUAGGAGAUUUUUGAAUACACAUCCGGGAAAUGCAGUUACAAUCGGGUCUUGUAGAGGAGGUGUCACGUUAGCAGAUUUGGAAACUCUGCUAUCACCUAGAUCAUGGCUAUUUCACCAAAGAAAAAAGGAAACCAGACGAGCCAUGGAUGAGAAUGAUAAUGUCGUUUUAAACUGGAAGAUGAGCAAGCGCAUCUCUAGAUAUAUGAUGUAUCUCCUCGCCAUUUCACCUGAAACGUUGCCAGCAAGUGGGGCAAUUGGUCAGAUCAACUUUAAACUCACUUGUGAGGAAGGCAGGAAAGCUAUGGAAUCAUUUAAACCACAAGCAGAUGAUCAAGUCGGCACCCCGAAAGAAAGAAAAAGCAAGAUUAAAAUCGAGGCCUCCAAAUGGUUGUUAGAUCAGCACAAAGAUUUAAUUACCGAUGAACCACGUCAAAUGAUGCAACACCUGAAUGGAUCUCUUUUAUCCUUAGGGUGCAAACUUGCCCAGCGGCUGAUUAAGAGGCAGGAAGAAGACGAAGAACCGCAGUCUAUGGAGAGAAAAUGGGAAUUAAUCGCCAGAUGCUGGUUCGAAUUCCUACUCUAUGCUGGAAGAAAAUGCAGCAGAAAUCAGCAUGCACAACAACUCGGACGAGGUGGAGAGUUUCUCACUCAUUCCUGGCUAUUCUACGAGGAGUUGGCGUUUCUCGAUGAACGGUCAACCGCAAAUUCAACUAGCAACGUUUAG
Molecule: messenger RNA, 1800 nt
Organism: Dovyalis caffra
Lineage: Eukaryota; Viridiplantae; Streptophyta; Magnoliopsida; Malpighiales; Salicaceae
Source: the annotation of a GenBank genome assembly